Messenger RNA from Leptomonas pyrrhocoris, 1543 nucleotides. RefSeq lists its product as hypothetical. The record is from RefSeq and is a predicted model, not a curated record. Bases 95 to 1543 code for a protein of 482 amino acids. NCBI's taxonomy places the organism in Eukaryota, Euglenozoa, Kinetoplastea, Trypanosomatida, Trypanosomatidae. The transcript has a single exon.
GCUCUCCUUUAAAUCUUGUCAGCACUUUUUCUUUUCAGAGAAGACAGAAGGAGGGAGUCGCAUCACAGUCUUUCCGAACCAAUCUACAGCUGUCAUGCGCCGUCUUCUUUCACGGCGGGCGUUCCGUCCGGUGCUCGCUUCUGUGCGUCUCAUCACGACUGAGUCUUUUGUCUCCGCCGUCGACCAGGUGCAGCAUCAACUGCAGACGGCCCAGGAUAGGCGGGCGGAGUUGCUGCGCUACGGCCGCCAGCUUUACGAGGUGGAGCACCUGGAUGAUCUGCAAACGGCCUACACGCCUGUGGUGGCGAGCAAGGUGUGUCACCUCGCUUCCCAGCUGCGAAUUGACUCUUCAAAAGGGCAGCCCUUCGCCGCUGUAAUUGAGGCGAGUGUUUCCGCGGAGGGGGAGAAGUCGAUGGACGUGGCCUCUCUUGCACGCAUCGUGCACAGCUGCCUUGUGCUGCGCAGUCCGUACCUGUACGACGUGCUCUUUACCUUCAUUCCCUUUGUGCGGGCAGAAGCAUCGACGAUGGAUGCGGUGUCAACGGCGGUGCUCAUCAACGCCUACGGGCGUUCCGGUGUACACCACCCAGGCUUGUAUGAAGUGAUGUGCGACAACGGUGCGGCUGUACUGAAGGACACGCGUGUGUCACUGGCCCACAUCGCAAACGUGGUCUAUGCCGUGUCGCGUGUGCGCUACCUCCACAGCCCGCUCAUGCUGACGGUGCGCGACCAUGCGCUGCGCAAGGUGAGCGAGGCGUCGCCGAUCAUCGCCCUCACCAUCCUCGACGCGUUUACAGAGCUGCAUCAGAUCGACGAGGAGCUCUUCAGCGCCUACGAGCAGCGACUGCUGGAGCACUUAAAUGACCUCCAGGCGCCUCUGCUGGCCUCCUUCCUCUCGUGUAUUGCGUGGGCGGGCCGCGGCAAGGCAGACGUGAUGGAGGCGCUCGGCGCGCGUGCCGUCGCUCUCGUGGACACCUUCGAUGCCGCCUCCAUCGCGAAGGUUACGAACGCGUACUACCAAGCCAGCGUAAUCUCCGAGGACGUCUUUGGCGCCUUGGCGGAGCGGGCGUGCAAGGUCGCCUCCGACUUCCGCACCGAUGAGAUCGCGUCGGUGCUAAAUGCGCUGAGCUCCUUUGACCUCUUCGACGCCGAGCUCUUCCCACUGCUCGCCUCGCGAGUGGCGAUGCUGUACAAGCAGGUCGGCUACGUCGACGCGGCCGACGCGGCGGUUACCCUUAGCAGCUUCGCGGCGGUGCAGGAGCGCAACGACGAGCUGAUUUACGUGUGCUCACAGAUUUUUGCGGCGCAUCCGGGUGCGGCCAUGGACGGGGCGACUCGGAUUCACGCGCUGUGGGCGUACGCCACGCUGAACGUGCACAACGAGGCGCAGACGAAGAUGCUGGAGGAGGCACGCGCCAAGCCGUCGCUGAUGCAGGUGACGCCGGAGACUCGGCUGUCCGCCAAGGACAAGGCGAUGCUGGAAGAACGAAAGCAGUUUGUACGCAAGGCGUACGGCAUCGACGUGGCCACUGCAGCCCCGUGA